AAAAGUGAUGGGGUGCCCCUUCAAACUUAAAGCAGCCUGUGUUUCCAGGGAAGGCUUCCUGGAGGAGGAGUAGAUGGGAUGGAAGAGGGUAGAAUGGAUACAAAGACCAAGUCAGGGGCAUUUGCCUGCCUCCCCACAUCCUCUGGAGAGUUGGGUAGUACUUCCUGUGAUUGAAUCUCAGUCUUUCCUGCUGCUCCUGAGGUGGAGCCUGACCUUGUUGCUCAAGGUUAGGUGAAUCUCCAGAGCCCCCGGCACCCAGUAAACACUCAGAGGGGGCCAGAAAGAACCAGACCCUUACAUGCACCCAAACCAAGGCGGAGAGGAAGGGCCUUGGGCUCAGAGAGGAUGUUGGAUCUCUGGGUUUCUAAUUCCACUUUUACUUCCCAGGGUAACGCUCCCUAGGCCCCCAACCCCCUCCCCGGCAUCAUGCAUCGGACCACACGGAUCAAAAUCACGGAGCUGAACCCUCACCUCAUGUGUGCCCUCUGCGGGGGGUACUUCAUCGAUGCUACGACCAUUGUAGAGUGCUUGCAUUCCUUCUGCAAAACCUGCAUCGUGCGCUACCUGGAGACCAACAAGUACUGCCCCAUGUGUGAUGUGCAGGUCCAUAAAACCCGGCCGCUGCUGAGCAUCAGAUCUGACAAAACCCUCCAAGACAUCGUCUACAAAUUGGUCCCUGGGCUUUUUAAAGAUGAGAUGAAACGGCGGCGGGAUUUCUAUGCAGCGUACCCCCUGACGGAAGUCCCCAAUGGCUCCAACGAGGACCGUGGUGAGGUCCUGGAGCAGGAGAAGGGGGCUCUGAGUGAUGAUGAGAUUGUCAGCCUCUCUAUCGAGUUCUACGAAGCUGUCAGGGACCGGGAGGAGAAGAAGGGCCCCCUGGAGAAUGGGGAUGGGGACAAGGAGAAGACAGGGGUGCGCUUCCUGCGAUGCCCAGCAGCCAUGACCGUCAUGCAUCUGGCCAAGUUUCUUCGCAACAAGAUGGAUGUGCCCAGCAAGUACAAGGUGGAGGUUUUGUACGAGGACGAGCCACUGAAGGAAUACUACACCCUCAUGGACAUCGCCUACAUCUACCCCUGGCGGCGGAACGGUCCUCUCCCUCUCAAGUACCGGGUCCAGCCAGCCUGCAAGCGGCUCACCUUGCCUACAGCACCCACCCCCUCUGAGGGCACCAACACCAGUGGGGCGUCAGAGUGUGAGUCAGUCAGCGACAAGGCUCCCAGCCCUGCCACCUUGCCGGCCACCUCCUCCUCCCUGCCCAGCCCAGCCACACCCUCCCAUGGCUCUCCUAGCUCCCAUGGGCCUCCGGCCACCCACCCUACCUCCCCUACUCCCCCUUCAGCAGCCAGUGGGGUCACCACAGCUACCAACGGGGGCGCCUCGAACUGCCUGCAGACACCAUCCUCCACCAGCAGGGGGCGCAAGAUGACUGUCAAUGGAGCUCCUGUGCCCCCCUUAACUUGAGGAAAGGGACCUUCCCCCUCCUUUUCCAGCCAUGCCUCUCCACCCCUCCACUUUUUCUGGGCUCCUUUUUCCACCUCUUCUACUUUUCCCAGCUCCUCCCACC
Miniopterus natalensis is the source of this 1564-nucleotide messenger RNA. Lineage: Eukaryota; Metazoa; Chordata; Mammalia; Chiroptera; Miniopteridae. The record is from RefSeq and is a predicted model, not a curated record.